Messenger RNA from Phragmites australis (common reed), 5962 nucleotides. Its product is annotated as brefeldin A-inhibited guanine nucleotide-exchange protein 5-like. The transcript is spliced from 32 exons. Gene Ontology annotation, molecular function: guanyl-nucleotide exchange factor activity. The record is from RefSeq and is a predicted model, not a curated record. Gene Ontology annotation, biological process: regulation of ARF protein signal transduction. Gene Ontology annotation, cellular component: trans-Golgi network. NCBI's taxonomy places the organism in Eukaryota, Viridiplantae, Streptophyta, Magnoliopsida, Poales, Poaceae. Bases 183 to 5330 code for a protein of 1715 amino acids.
CUGCCUGCUGCGGAAAGCCUGAGACCAAACCAGCUUGCGAAUGCGAGACAAACAGGUCCGAUCCGGGCGAGGACAGCGGCAGCGGGGUCUCGGUCUCUCGUUCAGAUCUCGCACCGCACCCCGUCCAGAUCUCGCGCCCCUCCCCUCCUCCCCGCGGCCGGAGCUGAGAUCCGCGCGCGGCCAUGGCGGGCGCCGCGGGAGGGUUUGUCACGCGGGCCCUCGAGGCCAUGCUCAAGGAGUGCGCCGCCAACCGCGGCAAGUUCGCCGCGCUCCAGCAAUCCAUCCAGUCCUACCUCGAUAGCAUCAAGGGGGCGCAGAAGGAGGAGGAGGGCGCGGCGGCGGCUGCUGCGGCCGGCAUUACGGAGGCCCUGGCGUCGGCCGGGCGCGUGCUUGAGGGGCCCCAGGCCGAGCUGGUGCUGCAGCCACUCCGCCUCGCCUUCGAGACCAAGCACCUCAAGCUCGUCGAGCCCGCGCUCGACUGCCUCCACAAACUUAUUGCUUAUGAUCAUCUAGAAGGUGAUCCUGGUCUAGAAGGUGGUAAAAAUUCCUCAUUAUUUACCGAUAUCCUGAACAUGGUCUGUGGUUGCGUCGAUAACACCUCCUCUGACAGUACUGUUCUCCAAGUCUUGAAAGUGCUUCUCAAUGCUGUUGCUUCAAAUAGGUUUAGAGUACACGGAGAACCAUUGCUUGGAGUGAUUAGAGUAUGCUAUAACAUUGCUCUCAAUAGCAAGAGCCCUGUGAAUCAGGCUACGUCAAAGGCUAUGUUAACCCAGAUAAUCAGCAUUGUAUUCAGGAGAAUGGAAUCUGAGCAGGUUUCUGUAUCGCCUGCAAGCUCUGCAGUUGAAGAUACAACUUCAUCUAGCACAAAGAACUCUGAAAAUGAGGAAAUAUCUACUGAUAAACAAGAUGAGGAAAAGGUCACUCUUGGAGAUGCAUUGUCCAUGAAUCGGGCUUCAGAAGCAUCUCCAACAUCUGUUGAAGAGCUUCAGAAUCUUGCAGGAGGUGCAGAUAUUAAGGGGUUGGAAGCUGUUCUGGACAAGGCUGUUGAACUUGAGGAUGGCAAGAAAGUCUCAGGUGGAAUUGACCUGGAUACUGUGAAUAUAAUACAGCGUGAUGCGUUGUUGCUCUUUCGGACUCUUUGCAAGAUGAGCAUGAAAGAAGAAAGUGAUGAAGUUGCUACAAAAACAAGGCUUCUGUCACUCGAACUGUUGCAGGGAUUGCUAGAGGGUGUCAGUGAUACGUUCACCAAAAAUUUCCACUUCAUUGAUUCUGUUAAAGCAUAUCUUUCAUAUGCUCUUCUGCGGGCAUCUGUCUCUUCAUCACCCAUUGUUUUUCAGUAUGCUUGUGGGAUAUUUUCAAUUCUCUUGCUCCGUUUUAGGGAGAGUCUGAAGGGGGAAAUCGGUGUCUUCUUUCCUCUGAUAGUUUUAAGGUCUCUAGAUAGCUCUGAUAGCCCCCUCAGCCAAAGGACCAGUGUUCUUAGGCUGCUGGAGAAAGUUUGCAAAGAUCCGCAAAUGCUUGCAGAUGUGUUUGUAAAUUAUGACUGUGAUCUUGAGGGACCAAACCUUUUCGAACGCAUGGUUAGUGCGCUCUCAAGAAUUGCACAAGGAUCUCAAAGUGCUGAUACCAGCUCCACUGCUUCAUCUCAAGCAGUUUCUGUAAAAGGCUCAUCUCUUCAGUGCUUGGUGAAUAUUCUGAAGUCAUUAGCUGAUUGGGAGCAACUUCGAAGAGAUUCCACAAAGCAGGGGAGCAUUGUUAAACCUCAUGAAGAGGAUGCUUCAAGAAGCUUGACAACUGAUGAGACAAAGAACCAAGAGGAUGGUCGCAAUCAGUUUGAGAGAGCUAAAGCUCAUAAGUCAACAAUGGAGGCUGCCAUCGCAGAGUUUAAUCGUAAAUCAGCAAAGGGGAUUGAUUAUUUAUUAUCAAAUAAAAUGAUUGAAAAUAAUGCAUCAUCUGUAGCUCAGUUUCUCAAGAGCACUCCCAGCUUGGAUAAGGUUAUGAUUGGUGAAUAUUUGGGACAGCAUGAGGAAUUCCCCCUUGCUGUGAUGCAUGCCUAUGUUGAUUCCAUGAAGUUUUCAGGGUUGAAGUUUGAUGCUGCUAUUCGUGAGUUCCUGAAAGGAUUUCGGCUCCCGGGAGAGGCACAAAAGAUUGAUCGCAUAAUGGAAAAGUUUGCUGAGCGGUACUGUGCUGAUAACCCUGGACUUUUCAAAAACGCAGAUACUGCUUAUGUUCUUGCUUAUGCUGUCAUAAUGUUGAAUACUGAUGCACAUAAUCCAAUGGUGUGGCCUAAGAUGUCAAAAUCAGAUUUUGUUCGUAUGAACACUGUGAGUGAUGCAGAGGAAUGUGCCCCAAAGGAGCUAUUAGAGGAAAUUUAUGAUUCCAUUGUCAAGGAAGAGAUAAAGAUGAAAGAUUAUUUCAGUGAUGCAUUAAGAACAACUAAACUGAGACCUGAAACAGAAGAAAGAGGUCGUCUUGUCAAUAUUCUCAAUUUAACUCUUCCAAGACUGAAGUCAGCAAGUGAUACAAAGGCAGAGAGUGAAAAGAUCAUCAAACAGACUCAGGCUCUUUUUAAGAACCAGGGACAGAAGAAAGGUGUUUUUCAUGUUGCGCAGCAGGUUGAGCUUGUUAGACCAAUGCUUGAAGCUGUAGGAUGGCCUUUGCUUGCUACAUUUUCUGUGACCAUGGAGGAAGGUGACAGCAAGCCUAGGGUUGUAUCAUGCAUGGAAGGGUUUAGAGCUGGUAUCCAUCUUACACGUGUUCUUGGGAUGGACACCAUGCGAUAUGCUUUCUUGACGUCCUUAGUGAGGUUUACGUUUUUGCAUGCUCCUAAGGAAAUGCGUAGUAAAAAUGUUGAGGCACUACGGACCCUUCUUGCUUUAGCUGACACAGAUAUGGAUGCUUUGCAAGAUACUUGGAAUGCUGUUUUAGAAUGUGUCUCGAGGCUCGAGUAUAUCACUUCAAGUCCUUCAAUUGCUGCAACUGUUAUGCUGGGAUCAAAUCAAAUAUCGAGGGAUUCUGUAGUUCAAUCACUGAAAGAGUUGGCUGGGAAGCCUGCUGAGCAAAUAUUUGUAAACAGCGUAAAACUGCCAAGUGAUUCCAUUGUUGAAUUCUUCACUGCCCUCUGUGGUGUUUCUGCUGAAGAACUGAAACAAACACCUGCUCGUGUCUUUAGCUUGCAAAAACUUGUGGAGAUAAGCUACUAUAACAUGGCUCGUAUACGUCUGGUGUGGGCCAGAAUAUGGUCUGUAUUGGCUCAGCAUUUUAUUGCUGCUGGGAGCCACCACGAGGAGAAAGUUGCUAUGUAUGCCAUUGACUCACUGAGACAGCUUGGUAUGAAGUACUUGGAACGUGCAGAAUUGAACAACUUCACAUUUCAGAAUGACAUACUGAAGCCUUUUGUCAUUUUAAUGAGGAAUAGCCACAACAAAAAGAUCCGUGGUCUAAUUGUUGAUUGCAUUGUUCAGCUGAUCAAGUCAAAAGUUGGUAGCAUAAAGUCAGGUUGGCGUUGUGUAUUCAUGAUAUUCACUGCAGCAGCUGAUGACGAGGAUGAAUCAAUUGUUGAAAGUGCUUUUGAAAACGUAGAACAAGUUAUCUUGGAACAUUUUGAUCAAGUCGUUGGCGAUUGUUUCAUGGAUUGUGUCAAUUGUCUUAUUGGCUUCGCCAAUAACAAAUGCACUCCCAGAAUUAGUUUGAAGGCUAUUGCUCUCCUACGUAUAUGCGAAGAUCGUUUGGCAGAGGGGUUCAUUCCUGGUGGUGCUGUUAAACCUGUUGAUGCGGUUCCAGAUGCCAAUUUUGAUGUGACUGAGCAUUACUGGUUUCCUAUGCUGGCUGGCUUGUCUGAUUUGACUUUGGACUCCAGACCAGAAGUCAGACAUUGUGCACUUGAAGUGUUAUUUGAUUUGCUGAAUGAGAGAGGACAUAAAUUCUCCUCACCUUUUUGGGAGAGUAUUUUCCAUCGUGUACUCUUUCCUAUAUUUGAUCACGUAAGUCAUGCUGGAAGGGAUGGACUUUCUUCUGGUGAUGAUUGGCUUCGUGAUACUAGCAUUCAUUCUCUGCAAUUAAUCUGCAACCUUUUCAAUACUUUCUAUAAGGAGGUAUCGUUUAUGCUUCCACCUCUUCUAGGCUUGCUGCUUGAGUGUGCCAAGAAAACAGAACAAACUGUUGUUUCAAUUGCUCUUGGCGCUUUAGUUCAUCUAAUAGAGGUUGGUGGUCACCAGUUCAGUGAUGGUGACUGGGAAACAUUACUAAAGAGUAUUAGGGAUGCAUCAUACACAACUCGGCCCCUCGAACUGCUCAAUUCACUAGGAUUUCAGAAUUCAAACAAUCAACAGUUACUUUCAAGAGAGACAGAGGCGAACUCACAUGGCAAUAAUUACCAUGAUAGCAGGGGAGGAGCCUCCAUCAGUAAUAAUGGUGAACAUGAUAGUCACCUGGAGACAAAUCCACAGAGUACCCUGGAGAAUUCAGAAGGUUUUCCAUCACCAUCAGGGAGAACACAACCUGCAGUUUCCCCACGUGGUCAAACCUUUGGACAAAGAAUUAUGGGUAAUAUGAUGGAUAAUCUUUUGGUCAGAAGUCUUACAUCCAAAUCAAAAGGUCGAACAGACGAUAUUGCUCCACCUUCACCUGUGAAGACGUCUGAUGAUGAUGGGGCUGACAAGACUGAAGAAGAAGAAAACUCAACGAUGGAAACUGCUAGGAGUAAAUGCAUCACUCAGUUACUGCUGCUUGGGGUCAUUGACAGCGUACAGAAGAAGUAUUGGAGCAGGCUAAAAGCCACACAACAGGUAGCGAUAAUGGAUAUCUUGCUAUCACUCCUAGAAUUUGCUUCUUCCUAUAACUCACCUUCAAAUCUUCGAACAAGGAUGCACCAUAUACCUCCUGAAAGGCCUCCGUUGAAUCUUCUUCGGCAAGAACUAGCUGGAACUACUAUCUAUUUAGAGAUCCUACAUAAAUCAACAGCGGAGCAUGAUAUGAAUGACUCGACUGAGGAAGCAAAUGGUUUUAGUGAAUCUGGUGAACAGGAAAAGCUCAAGAACCUAGCAGAAGGGAAACUGGUUUCCUUUUGUGGACAGAUUUUGAAAGAAGCGUCUGAUCUCCAGCCUAGCACUGGGGAAGCUGCUAGUGCAGACAUACAUCGUGUACUGGACCUACGGGCACCUGUUAUUGUCAAGGUUUUGAAAGGAAUGUGUAUCAUGGAUGCUCAAAUAUUCAAAAACCACAUAAAAGAGUUCUAUCCAUUAAUUACAAAACUUAUCUGUUGUGAUCAGAUGGAUGUUCGUGGAGCCCUUGGCGAUCUUUUCAGCAAACAACUUACUCCACUUAUGCCCUGAAUCCCAAUGAUAGUUCUUUCAUGUUGCAUAUAUCUCUUCUAGUUGGAAUAUAGUCAUCAUCAUCAUCGGCAUUUUUGUGCAAACAUGGAGCACUGGAAGGAAGCUCUAUGUUCUGAAGGCACAUAUCUGGUGCAACAGCUGCUUUCUAGGAUGUGAAGAGCUUGGUUGGCGAGAGGCUGUAAAUCGAUAAGCUGCAUUUUUGGGAUGACGCGAUAUCAUGGAAAGUAGGCUGCCUGUUGCACACAAUUUUUUUUCUCUGGUGACUUGUUGAGUUGUACUUAAUGUGUUUUCUAUCUGUGUGCCCAGAUGGGGACGAUCCUUCUAUACAGUAGAAUAGCAUUGGCGAUAUGUACACAUUGUUCAGGACAUUGUACUUGAGGCCUUUUCUUAUAUGGCAAUAGUAGAUUACGUGGUUGGCCUUGUAGUUUUGUGCAUCUAAUAUGCUGAGGUCUGAUCAGUAUUGCAUUAUCUGACUUUGCUAUUAUUGCAGAAUUGUUUCGCUCAUUGUUACCCCCCCCCCCCCCCCCAACUCGAUGUAAUAUUUGGUGCGCUGGUGUAUCUAUCAGUUGAUAGACCUAAAUAUGGUUGCAGAAUUGAAGCAGUGGCAUAGACCUAAGUUUUCCUUGAUAUUA